AUGAAAUGUAAUCAAUUAGGAGUCCUAGCAGAGGUGCAUUACCAGAUCGGUAUGUAUAAAUGUAUAAAUUCCUUGAUGAAAUCUCAUGUAUGUUGGAGACCAGUGGAAGGGAACUUACCACAUGUAAAGACAGGCCGUGAUAUUGCGUCAUUAAUCAGAGUGAGUCACUUAUUAUCAAUCACGACUGUUAUUAUCAAAAGCAGUAUGGAAAAGGAAAGACGAGUGGCUCUUCGAAGGAAUGUCUUGUUCGCUUUAUCACACUUUCGGUAUUAUUCCAGCUCGGACUGUUCUCUGACCUCAAACUUCUCUCCCUUUGUCCGACAAUUUCGAACCGAUUUGCGCUGAUAUAUAUUGUAAUAAUAUUAUUUCUGUCUCGUUGCUGCGGAUCCUCUUGGAUGAUCAGCUCGAUGUUCUUGCAUGCAAUACCUCUCACCGAGUGGUCCUUCUUAACUUGGUCAAAUCGAUCGAUUCGAUUUCACUUCCACUCCGUAAUAACGGAAAUUAAUUAAUCUUGAUGUACCUUUCCGUUUUACAGACUCGCCGUCCGUCCGCGAAGUGAGGUGUUAUUGCAAUCAACCGGAAUGCGUGCCUCAAGGAUACAUGUGCCGUGGCAGGGGCUGCUUUUAUCCAUCGUUAUUAAGAUCGGAGCAUAGCGCUUACAGUGGUUGUCUCGACGAGAGCUUCAAAGAACAGCAAUGUCCCACGGGAUACCUAUGUUGCGAACAGGAUCUUUGCAACCACGUAGAUAGUCCAGCCAUGAGAAACAGGCUCAACAAGACUCUCCAAGGUUACAACGAACAUUCUCAUUGCAAGAUCAUUAAAAUUGCGCGCAGUUGA
Heterotrigona itama is the source of this 837-nucleotide messenger RNA. Lineage: Eukaryota; Metazoa; Arthropoda; Insecta; Hymenoptera; Apidae. The record is from the annotation of a GenBank genome assembly.